CAAAGCUCCUAUUUCAUUUCAGUGGCCAUUCCAGUCAUCCUCAAUAUCCCCUUCUUAUUCUUCUUCUUCAAGUCAGCUAGAGUGAGAGAGAGAGAGAGUUUCAAUGGCGCUACCGGUUGUUGACACAGAGUACCUGAAAGAGAUCGAAAAAGCACGUCGCGAUCUCCGUGCUGUCAUCGCUUACAAAAACUGCGCUCCUAUCAUGCUCCGCUUAGCGUGGCAUGAUGCAGGAACGUAUGACAAGAACACGAAAACAGGAGGUGCUAAUGGUUCGAUAAGGAACGAAGAGGAGUGCUCUCAUGGUUCUAAUAAUGGCUUGAAAAUCGCUAUCGAUUUUUGCGAGGAAGUGAAGGUGAAACAUCCGAAGAUUACUUAUGCAGAUUUGUAUCAGCUAGCAGGCGUUGUUGCAGUCGAGGUCACUGGAGGUCCGACCAUUGAUUUUGUUCCUGGAAGAAGGGAUUCAAAUACUUGUCCCAAGGAAGGGCGACUUCCAAAUGCCAAACUAGGUUCACCACAUUUGAGGGACAUCUUUUAUCGGAUGGGCCUGUCUGAUAAAGAUAUCGUGGCACUUUCUGGAGGUCAUACCCUGGGAAGAGCACAUCCAGAGAGAUCAGGUUUUGAUGGCCCCUGGACUCAGGAACCUCUAAAGUUUGAUAACUCAUACUUUGUGGAACUAUUGAAAGGGCAGACAGAGGGGUUGUUGAAACUUCCAACAGACACUGCUUUAUUGGAUGACCCGGACUUUCGUCCUUAUGUUGAGCUGUAUGCUAAGGAUGAAGAAGCAUUCUUUAGAGACUACGCUGCCUCGCAUAAGAAGCUAUCAGAACUGGGGUUCACUCCAAGGUCCUCUGUAGUCAAGGUAAAGGACAGCACUGUACUAGCACAAAGUGCAGUUGGAGUAGCAGUUGCGGCAGCUGUUGUGAUCCUUGGCUAUUUUUAUGAAGUUCGCAAAAAAAUGAAUUAGACAUUGCCUGACCUUCUAUGUAUUGUUAUUUUCUCUUAAUAAAUCUGUGGCAAUUUACUUAAUUUUUACAGCCCACGAGCUGAAUUCUAAGUGUUUGUACCCAAUAAUAGCAAAAAACUCCCUCUUUACUCAAUACAACCAAAUCCCAUUCCAUUGCAAA
Molecule: messenger RNA, 1124 nt
Organism: Populus nigra (black poplar)
Lineage: Eukaryota; Viridiplantae; Streptophyta; Magnoliopsida; Malpighiales; Salicaceae
Product: L-ascorbate peroxidase 3-like
Exons: 9
Coding region: 104-964 (286 amino acids)
Biological process (GO): hydrogen peroxide catabolic process; cellular response to oxidative stress; response to reactive oxygen species
Molecular function (GO): heme binding; peroxidase activity
Source: RefSeq, a predicted model, not a curated record